AUGUUGAUAUUUUUUCUGAUACCAAUUUCAAUAAUCACUGCCAACUCUUAUUCAAUAGAAGAUCAUGUUCUGACAAAGUGAUUUUUCAAAUGUAUUUGAACUUUGAUACAGAAUUUUGUUUACAGAGUGGUAAAUAAUUCGAUCAAAUCUUGUGAUGAUUUCUUCCGACAUGUUUGUGGGAUCGAUUCUGCUGAUGAUAUUCGAACAUUUGUUGAACCCAUUUUGAAAGAGGAGCUAGAAAAUAUCACCGUAUUUGAUGAUGUUUCACAGUAUCUGGUAAUUUUUUAUUCUUAAAAUUUUUUUUUAGUAAUUUUUCAGUUUUUUUUAGGUUGAACUUAUUAAAUGUUCAAGUGCAAGUGUUGAGCCAACAUUCUUCUUUGAUGAAAUGAAACUGGAAUUUGAUCAAUCGUAUGUGAUCUUAAGAAAAAAUAUUUCAAAAUUAUAACUUUUCAGUUGUAAAAAUGGAACGGAGCAACAAUAUUUGACAGGCUUGAAAAAAUUUCUUCCCGGUGGAAUACAUACUGAAAUUAUGGCUGACUGUGAAAAGCGGAAUGAACUGGAUUUUGUUCUACAAGAAAUUCAAAAUAAAUUGGUACGCUUUAUUUGUUUCGAAUUUAUCCAGCAAUUUUUUUUUCAGUAUCAAAAUCAGCAGACUGAAUGCACCCAAAAAUCAAUGAAUCAAACUGCUUGGCUUUGGAUGUAUAGAAAUUUUGAUAGUAUCAAAAAAUUGAAUAAUCUUGUGACAGAUAUCAAAAAAAUGUACAUUUCCUGGAUUGCGAAGACUCCAUGGAUCAAAAAACAUAAUCUUGUUGAAUCAUAUCAGAAACUUGUGAACACAACAGCUCUGGUAGAUAUUGAUCCGCUUUAUCAAAUUAUUGCGAUUGGUGGAGAGUACAAAAAAUGUCUAGAGAAUACAACGACUUGGCUAUCAAAUCCACAAUUGAGAAAUAUUAUAUGUCUUCAGCUUACAAAUAAAGGAAGUCGUGUGGGUAAAUUGCUUGGAGGGAUCAGUGCAAAAAUUUCAAGGUAUCAAUUUAUUUCUUUAUCAAUCGCCUUUUAUGUGAUAGUUUCAAGAACCAAUUCGGAUUCAUUCUUGGUGAUUUUACAUACAUAUUAUUUUCUUAUCCUAUUUUAUUUAUUUUUUCUACAGAUUGGCCAAAUGGGAACUAUUCUUGCUCAUGAAAUAGCACAUGUUAUUAUUCAAAGUGAUGUUGAUGAAACAUUGUUUUUCUCUGAUUCGGUGCAACAAUGUAUUCAACAACAAUACAACAAAUCGUGUUCUUAUUUUCCAGAGGUAAAUGAAACAUUUAAUUUAGCAAAUCAUUCAAUUUUCUGAAUAGGGAUAUUGUGUGCCAAAUUAUGAUCGGUUAGAUGAAAAUGGUUCUGAUCUUCUUGCUGGUCACGCGGUUGCACAUUAUAUUGAAGAAAGAAUUAGUUCUGAAUUCCUGAAAUCAAUUAACAAAUUUUCCGGAAAGUUGAGAAAUGAUCAAUUGUUUUUCUAUGGACAAGCAUCAGGUAUAUGCAUUGUGAGUUUUAACUUGUUAAAAACCUUGGUUUCACAAAAAUGAAAUCAUUUUUCAGAAAUCAUUCAAAGAUGGUGGGGAUACUCGGCAUACACCAUCUCGUGCUCGAUUCAACGCCAUUGCUAUUCAAAAUCCAGGAUUUCAAAAGGCAUUUGAUUGCAGUGCAGAAUCAGCCAUGAUAAAAUCGUUCAACGUGAGUUGAUGGAUUUGACAUACCAGUCUUGUUUUUCUUUCAGGAAAAAUGUUAUGUCCUUGGAGAACAAGCGCCAUUACAGAAAAAAUGA
This is a messenger RNA of Caenorhabditis angaria, 1807 nucleotides long. NCBI's taxonomy places the organism in Eukaryota, Metazoa, Nematoda, Chromadorea, Rhabditida, Rhabditidae. The record is from the annotation of a GenBank genome assembly.